Nematocida minor is the source of this 288-nucleotide messenger RNA. RefSeq lists its product as uncharacterized. The record is from RefSeq and is a predicted model, not a curated record. NCBI's taxonomy places the organism in Eukaryota, Fungi, Microsporidia. Bases 1 to 288 code for a protein of 95 amino acids. The transcript has a single exon.
AUGAACUCGGAGAAUCUCUCAAACCAAACAACAGACGACUUGCACCGCCGCCUCGAGAGCUACAUUGUCAAAAAAAAGAAGUUAGAAUUUGAGCUCCACUCGAUAGAAAAGAAGAUAUAUGCAUACGAAGGCCUGCUGCUCGAUGAAAACGGGAGCAAAGGCCUUUUCAGAAAAGUGGACAGCUACGGAGUGCGCAAAGAGAGGAAAGUGGGCAUCAACGACUGCGACCGCCCUUUCUCCAUGGACCUCCCGAGAAACAUAGAGAGCAAGCCGUCUGAUAGCGUGUAA